This is a messenger RNA of Erpetoichthys calabaricus (reedfish), 3632 nucleotides long. Its product is annotated as nuclear GTPase SLIP-GC-like. Lineage: Eukaryota; Metazoa; Chordata; Cladistia; Polypteriformes; Polypteridae. The transcript has 19 exons. Gene Ontology annotation, molecular function: GTPase activity. The record is from RefSeq and is a predicted model, not a curated record. The coding region runs from base 177 to 3302 and encodes 1041 amino acids.
AAGACAAAAAUCAGCUGAGGAAAUUCUGCUAAGUCCUGACUGAAGGCCUACAGUGUGAUUGUUCACAGAAAUACAUAAGAAAAGAAAUCGAACUUAAGUAAUAUUUAAAAGAUUUAAAAGAAUUCUUUUUCAGGGUCUUAUGAGAAGUGUGAAGUGACACAGGAGUUUCUGACACAAUGGAUCAAAGUGCCAUCAUCAAAACGAUGCAACAGUUUCUCAGCGAUCAACAGAAGGAGGCAGAACAGAAGAGGAAAGAAAUGGAAGCAAUGAUGAGCCUAUUCACAUCUACCAUAUCUAAACCCCAUGAGCCAAACUUUGGUCCUUUGGUUAAGAUGACCCCAGAAGAUGACCCUGUGGUUUUCUUGAAAAUAUUUGAGAGAGUGGCAAAUCACUGUAGCUGGCCUGAGGAGACAUGGCCCCUGAAGUUAGCUCCACUUCUAUGUGGUGAAGCUCAGAGGGCCUUUGCAGAUUUGGAUGAUGUAAGUGCGCGGUCUUAUACUAAAGUCAAAACAGCCAUUUUGCAUUGCUUCAGGCUGACUUCUGACUCAUACAGACAGCAGUUCCAUUCACUGAAGCUGCUGCCUGGUGAGUCCCCUCGCAUUUUUGCUCAAAAACUAAAGGAUUUAGCAAAUAAGUGGCUUAUGCCUAUGGAAACUGAAAAAAUGAAAUUAUUUGACAAAGUUGUGUUGGGACAGUUCAUGCUGGUUUUGCCAAAAGAAGUUCAGGAACAGGUGCAGAUGCAGCAGCCUGAAGAUCUGGAAUCUGCGAUUAAAUUUGCUGAGGAAUUGUCUGAUAUUUCAUCAAACCCUGAAGAAGGUCCUUCUCACCAAAUGUUUAGGUUAGCAAAUGACCUCAGAAAUAUCCCAACAUCCUCAAAUAUGGCUUGUAAUGUUUCACCUCUCGGACAAAGAGCAGAUUGUGUGGUAAACUUCUCACCUCGGCUCCAACAGGAAGCUGCUUCUCCACGUUGUGAUGACAGUUACAUUUCCAUAUCUGAAGAAAUGACUGAUGUUCCGAUGAACCUUGCAUUACAACAGACAACUAAAAAGAAACUUAAUGAAGAUGACUCACCUGCUGCUAAAAAACAGAGAUGUACUUAUGACAGUGAAGAACCUCUGAUAAGAUGUUAUAAAAUGGAGCAAGAAUCAAGAAAUAUUAUAUCAAGAAUGUAUGAAAAAAUGAAAAAUUUGUCAUGCACUGGAACAAAGGAAGCUUCCUUUUUAGCAGAGCUGAAAGAAAAGAUUGUGAAUUUAAGAGAAAAGAAUAUUUAUGAAGAAAUAUUUAUUGGAAUAUUUGGCAAGACAGGAUCUGGAAAGAGUUCACUGAUUAAUGCUCUUCUAAAUGAAAUAUAUUUGCUGCCCACAUCAUCAAGACAAGCUUGCACAUCUUGUAUUGUCCAAGUGCAGGCCCAUGAAAACAACACCCAGUACAGAGCCGAGAUCGAAUUUAUCAGCAAAGAGGAAUGGGAAGAAGAGUUGAAAGAUCUUGUAGAGAACUGUAAAGAAGACGAAAGCCAGGAUAAUAAUGAGACAGACGACGGGGAGGAUACUGAAAGUGAAAGUGCAAAAGCAAAAAUAACUGCAGUUUAUGGAAAGAAUGGACUAAAUAAAAGCUUUUCUGAAUUGACUAAAGAGAAAAUCAAUGAUAUUUUAAACUCUACCAAAACUUUUAAUUUAAAAACUGCUGCCCAGUUGUCAGAGAAGAUAACCCCUUAUAUAAGGUGUGAUGCUGACGAUGAGACCAUCUGUUCUUUUUGGCCUCUGGUGAAGGUUGUUAAAAUUUUUAUUCCAAAAACCCCUGACCUACCAAAUCAGGUCAUACUGGUCGAUCUUCCAGGAACUGGAGAUUCGAACAAAGAAAGAAAUAAAAUGUGGAAAGAGUAUAUUAGCAAGUGUUCAUCUGUUUGGAUUGUUACGGAUAUGACCAGAGUAGAAUCUGACAGAAACGCUGUAGAAAUCCUAAAUACAGGACUGAGAGGCAUUGCCGGUGGAGGAGAGUGCCAAAACAUAACCAUCAUCUGCACCAAAACAGACGAAAUUGGGAUUGUAAGUAAUUAUAACAUACAUGGAAUUUCAGGACAAACUGACUCAUGUGAUGAAAGCCAAAUAAGGAGACAGAUUAUACAGCAAAGAAAAAGUCAAGUCAAAAAGAAUAUUUUUGACAAAUGCAACAGCAAAGUAGAAAAAUUUCUUUUUGGCUCUGAGGAGAAUGCUGUCCACAGUCCCAUUAAAGUGUUUACAGUGAGUUCUAAGGAAUAUUGGAAUAACAAUCAAGGCAAAAAAAAAAUCCUAACAUUUGAAGAAACUGAACUCCCAUUAUUAAAAGAGCAUUUGAAGGUGAUCCAUGUCAACCAGACUGAGAAAGCAGUCAAAAAUUAUGUUUCUGAGGUGUCUGGGAUUAUAUCAUUUCUUAAUGUUCCCAAAGAAAAUGCAGAAGAGAAGGCCAAUGAGAAUAAAAUGCUGUAUUUUAAACUGAGCAAAACACUUACAGCUGAGGCUGGUAUUUUAGCUAAUUUCUUUGAGAAAACUUUUAAAAUACUGCAAACAGAAUUGACAAAAGGUGUGGCAAAUGCUGAAAAGGAAUGCCUAAAAAAUGUUCGGCGACUGUUAAAACCUGAAGGACUGAACUGUAGUGGCUACCACCAGACAUUUAAGGCUUUGUGCAAGAACUCUGGAAGUUUUCGUUCUUCCAAAGGCGACAUCAUUGAUCUUAACAAUGAAUUGGCCUUACCUAUCUAUGCGGCUGUGGAUAACACUAUAAAAAACACUUUCCAGUUUGAUAAGAACACAAGAAGAAGCAUAAAAGCAGCCCUGGAUUUACUUCAGAAAAAUUUUCAAGAAGACAGCGCUUUUACAAAAAAGAAAAUGACUCAAUCAUAUCGUCUGAUGUUCAUUAAAAUUGAACUAAGAAGAGUUCUGGCAUUCUUGACGAAAAAAGUCCUUCACAGAAAAAAAAUCAUAUACAACACCAUUACUCUGUCUGUUCAAGAUGGAAUGGAUCCUGUUUAUAAAGAAGCCAGCAAUGAGACAGGCAAAACCAGCAUGAAUAAAAUUAAAAUGAUGCUUGAAGAUAAAGUGAAACAAUCCCAGAGCUACAUGUUCAAAGAUGCAAUGCAAAAUAUGCUAAUUGAGUUUGCUAAACUAAAGGAUGAAGUCAAUUUAACUUUAGAACAGAAAAUGGAAGCAUCCAUGAAGCUGGCAUUGGCACAGUUUCCAGAGGGAAUGCAUUUUCCAGAUUCUGUGGAUGAACUGAAGAAGAUGAAAAGAUUCUGUGAAAUUUUAAAUCUUAAUAUUUUUGACUAAAAUCUCAAGCUUGGACAACUUGUACUUUCAUUUUUGUUUCAUUUUAUUCUUUUUAUUGUAACUAAUUAGAUUAGUCUUUGAAUGCUAACAUGUACUGAUCUUCUAAUGUUAAUAGAAAUAGUUAAUCAUUAAAGUUAUAUUAACAAUUUUACAGUCCAUUUUUAUGAAUGAAUCAGGAAUCUGGUACCAUCAAAACUGCAAGGUCUACGUAAGAAGCAACAUCCAGAGUUGUCUCUUUUAAUAUCUGGUAUCAUCCAGUGCUUUCUGUUUGUCUCUAUUGCAUGACAUAUCUUUAUGAUUUGGUGUUCAUUUAGUUUCUAAGUAUUACAG